ACCGGCGUUGAACGCGGUGACAGUGGAUCGUGACUUUAAAACGUCGCGUUUUGCUGGCCAAUUCGAACCACCACCUUCAUACCUGCCACCGCUAGCAAGAACGUCCCUCAAUCAUGCUGCCGACAACCACAUUAUCCCCUCAAAUUCCCUACGAUGUAUUGAUCCAGAUAUGCGAGCAACUUGGAAAUGACAAAAAGACUCUAAAAUCGUUGUCGACAACCGCGUCAUUUUAUCGGUCCCCAGCGCAGCGAUCUCUCUUUCGUCGAAUUGACAUUGGCUCUUCACGGUAUCUCCGUGGAUUUGAAAGAACUGUCAAGUCCAAAUCUACAUCCAUUGGUUCGUUUGUCCGAGAGUUGGUUCUCGUCGGCCUAAAGCCUGGAGACCCGUGGCUCGAGGACUUCGUCACCCUUGGUAACGUCCUCGAUCAGGUCCGCACCGUCGAGCUUUCGAUAGCAGAUAUGCUUACCAUUAUGCCGAAACUUGGAGACUGGGUCUCGCAGCAUGUUGUUGGGCACUUCCCUAGACUUGGCACGAUGAAGAUCACGACUCCAAAUCUUCUUCCGACAUCUCAAAUCUGCGAUCUCCUCUCCGCGUUCCCCCAGCUGAAGCAUCUACAUGUCUCUGCCGGCUUGUUGUCCGACGACUCCUAUCCGGCAUUUACCUCGAAAUUCACACACAAUCUCAAGUCUCUAUCUCUCAAGGGUUACAAUGCCAAAGAAUCGAAGGACGACCCUUUGCACCAACUUGAAUGGAUCAUGAAGCAUUCGAAAAACCAUGGACUGCAAAAUGUCACCUUUGAUCUCUUCGAUGUCGACAUGCGGCUCUGCUCGAAAGUCGCCAACAUCUGUGUUGUCAACCCCCAGAAGACCAGGAUUAUUUUGGAUGCUCGUUCUUCAACUGCACCCAUCUUUCAGACCGGCGGUGUCUCAAGGUGUAAUAGGACCAUACGUCUGUGCCUCCUCGACCGGCACUGUAUCUUAGACCUGGCCAGGAUGACCUGCUUCGGACUCUAGAUGAGUACCUGACGAGUAGACAGGCACUAUUUCCUAGGUUGGCCAAGGUCGUCGUCCUGCCAAGAUGCAAUACGCAAGAGAAUAAGAAGGCAUUGGCUGAAUCUUUGGUUGGUUGCGCAGAACGGGGAUUACUGGUCGUCACUGAAGGGGUCUACAGUGGACCUGUCAUUUGGAAGAAGAGAAUGAUGUGAUGUGUUCAUUGUCUCUGUAGUCUUCAUAGUUUACGUGGUCAACUUCGCCUCAUUGUAUGGCUGCUUCAAUGUACCUUCGUUUAAUGUCUUCUGUCCAAGUACUGCAUGCUGCUUGCGUGUUCCAACAUUUCCCUGA
Somion occarium is the source of this 1340-nucleotide messenger RNA. The record is from the annotation of a GenBank genome assembly. NCBI's taxonomy places the organism in Eukaryota, Fungi, Basidiomycota, Agaricomycetes, Polyporales, Cerrenaceae.